UCAACGUGGUGAUAAGGUUUGCGAAGCAAAAAUGUCUGCCUAAGGGAAACUCGUAAGUUACAUUCAGGGAAUAUUUUGCAAAUAUUGCUGCAAACGCAUUGAUUCCAAACUCUGUACCACAAGAAGAAGGGAAACAAGGCUUCCAUUCUCACACCCGAUCGCCCUAGUUGGACUUUUAAACGGGAAAAGGUGCAAAGGACCGCCAGGAUGAACCCUCAGCAGCGGAUUGCCGCUAUUGGAACGGAUAAGGAAUUGAGUGAUUUGCUGGAUUUUAGCGCGAUGUUUUCACCACCUGUCAACAGUGGGAAAAACCGACCAACUACUUUGGGGAGCAGCCAAUUCAGUGCGCCAGGUAUGGACGAGAGGGCCAGCCAGGUGACGUGGGCCGCAGGUGGCCAGCCCAGUCCCUCCUACGAGUCCCCCCGGGACUUCACAGACAGCCCUCAUUACGGUGAUCAGCUGAGUGACAGCCGAUUAGUGGCCCAUGAAGGAUUGUCCCCAACACCUUUCAUGAACUCCAGCAUCAUGGGUAAAACGGAGAGGCCCACGUUCUCGGCCUACGGCAGGGAGCCCGGAGUCUCGGGGUGCCAGUCCGGCCUGCGCUCGGACAUCGGGCUGGCGAGCCCCGCGCGCGUGACCACGGCGGGAAAGACGGCGGCCGCCCCCUUCUUCUCCUUCGCCGGCGCCAACCCCAGGAGACGGCCCGUCCAGGACCCUGCCCCGCUCGAUGCAUUGCAAACAAAGAAAGUGCGCAAGGUCCCUCCUGGAUUGCCUUCAUCUGUUUACGCGCCGUCUCCCAACUCGGAAGACUUCAGCAGAGACUCGCCCUCCUUCCCGUCGCCCAAGCCUCCGGGGAGCAUGUUCGCAAGCACUUUCUUCGAUGGGACCCACAAUUCCUCUGACCCCUGGAACUCUUCGAACGGGAUCAGUCAGCCCGGCUACGGGGGGAUGCUGGGAGGAUCGUCAUCUCACAUGCCACAGUCUGGAAACUACGGCAGCCUGCACUCGCACGAUCGCCUGAACUACCCGCCCCACUCCGUGUCCCCCACCGACAUCAGCGCCAGUCUUCCUCCCAUGUCCAGCUUCCACCGCGGCGGCAGCUCCGUCGCCCCGCCCUUCGUCAGCGCCUCGCACACCCCGCCCAUCAGCGCCGCCGAGAGCAUCCUGGCCGCAGGGAGCCGGGGGAACGCCGCGGGAGGCUCGCAAACCGGAGACGCGCUGGGCAAAGCCCUGGCCUCGAUUUAUUCACCUGACCACACCAGCAGUAGUUUUCCAUCCAAUCCCUCGACGCCGGUAGGAUCCCCGUCCUCCCUGACUGGCACAGCUGGCACGGCGGCGGGCACAGCAGGCACCAAUCAGUGGUCCAGAGCAGCUGGACAGACGCCUUCAUCUCCCAGCUAUGAGAACUCUCUGCACUCCCUGUCUCGGAUGGAGGACCGGCUCGACAGGCUGGACGAUGCCAUCCACGUCCUGCGGAAUCAUGCUGUGGGAUCCACUGCCAGUCUGCCCGGCGACAUGCACAGCCUUCUGGGACAAGCACACAACGGGCCAAUCGCGGCCAUCGGAUCAAACUUCCCUGCAGCAGGAUUGGUCGCCAAUCGGACAGCGUCUAUGGGCGCAGCUCAUCGGGAGGAGGCCACCAGCCUGAACAGCAAUCACACGGGGCUGCCCAGCUCUGGCCCCGCCCCCAGCUCAGACCUCAGUCACCAGGCAGACAGCUUCAGAGCUCUGGCGGUAGGGCUGGCCAGGCACGUGACCGGCCUGGAACUGAAGUUGGAGAACCAGGAGAAGGACGAGAUGCACGAGAACCACUCCUCAGACGACCUCAAGUCAGACGACGAGAGCGACAAGAGGGACAUCAAGACACCGCGAGGAGGGACCCGCACGAGCAGCAUCAACGAGGACGAGGACCUGAACCCCGAGCAGAAGGCGGAGCGUGAGCGCGAGAGGAGGAUGGCCAACAACGCCCGCGAGCGGCUGCGGGUGCGCGACAUCAACGAGGCCUUCAAGGAGCUGGGCCGCAUGUGCCAGCUGCACCUGAAGAGCGAGAAGCCGCAGACCAAGCUGCUCAUCCUGCACCAGGCCGUGGCCGUAAUACUGAGCCUAGAGCAACAGGUCAGAGAGCGGAACCUGAACCCCAAAGCUGCCUGCCUUAAGAGGAGGGAAGAGGAGAAGGUGUCCGCCGUGUCCGCCGACCCCCAGCAAGGGCACCCCGCCGUCCACCCCAGCCUCACCGACACAUCCAACCCCAUGGGCCACCUCUGAGGAGCAGCCAGAUCAAAUCAAUUCAGAUCAACUCUGUACGAGAGAAGAGCGGGUGACCUUGCUUCCGGAGGACAGACGGGACUCACAAUUAGUGAAGACAAACCCACUCGAAGCAAAUAAAUCCAGAAAAGGCAAUCUUGAAAUUGGAAGGGGGGAGAAAAACUGGCAAAGCUUCCAGCUCCCUGUGAAGAAACCCAAUGCAGAUCACAUCAUUUCUGCCCGCGAGUAAACUUCAGCGCGUAUCGCUCUGUUGGUGCAAAGACGCGUGUCGCACCUGAAACAAUCAGACUGUCACCCUCCCCUCCGCCCCUCCCCCCCCAGCGUGGAAGUUGACUUGUGCCUAAACUGAAUUGACGAAUGCAUUGUAACCACAAUUGUUUUUUCGUUUGUUUUUUUUUAUUUUUCUUUUUUUAUUUUAUUUAUUGUGUUACUGAACUAUAAUGUAACUCUACAUCUAAAGGGAAAGUGCUGACAUUGUUUGGCGAUGCUGAGUUUUUGGUUGACCUACAGUUUGCCCUGGGCCCUGAAUUUCACCAAUGAAACCCCCCCCCCCCCUUCCCUAGCCAGUGCUGAUCUGGGCUGAGCUCAUUUGUGAAAAUAGUUUAAUAUAUUCACCAGUUUAGGCUGAGACUCAUAUACAUCUUUACUGGUGGCAGUUUGUGCUUAAAGAUCCAAGUGUCCCCUUAAAAGAUAAUAUAUUAUAUAUAAUAUUUAUAUUUUAUCCAUUCCACAAUAAGAGCGUGUUUAACCAAAAGUACCCUCUGAUGAAAGUGUGUAGAUUUGCACAAACUCUGCUUUUUUGGAGUCUGACCAAUAAUCCACAGAAUUGGAGGAAGGGAAAAGGAGGAAAAGGCAAACUGUAGUUUACCUAAAAGUCACAUUUGCGAUUUAUCGCUUUUUUUUCAAGCCGUUCAAAUAUAGAGAGAAAAUCGGAGACAAACGUUUGGAAAUAGCAUUCCUUGCAUACAUAUUAGUGUCUUAACUGAAGGAGAAAGGCUUCAUCUUCCUUUUAUUCCUUUGCCAUAUAGUGUUAACUGUAAAAAAAGAGGCGUAUUCGUUGAUAUCAGUUUUUUUUUAUUAUGUUACUUUUUGGACUCUGGUUACUUGGACAGUCAAGGCCAUGGUCUCUGUCAUUUUCCUAGGGCUGUGCUAUCAAUGAUUUGAGCUUUGAGAGCAAGUAGAAUCGGAAACAAUGGCCAUGUAACAUCUGGCCUGAAUGAAAGUGUUGCUUUAUUUCCUUUUUUGUCUAAAACAAAAUACAUAUAAAAUGCAUUAUACAAAGUAACCAAGUUAUUUUAUUUGUAAUUAUAUACAAAUCAUUUUCUAGGCUUCAUAAUAAAGCUUAUAAUGUCGAGUGAAUUAGCAGAAGUUCUAAGUUAUUUAGAAUGGCUUUUUUUCUUCCAAGCAGCAAAGUACUUUAUACAGUUACUUUUAGUCAGUAAAGGGUAACCUGUAUGUCAGGAGAAGCGCUUUCCUAACACACAUCAUGUACGAACCAGUCAACUCGUGGUUCUCUUGAGCAGGUAGUGAAACGAUAAGCAGAAGCAGUUUUGAGCAAGUUUUUUUUUCUUCUUCUCUGAGGAUAAAGCAGUUUUUCAUUUUAUUUUGUUUGCGCAUGUAUGCCCUAUUUCUUGUAAUUCUUUUGGUCUUAACACUAUAUCGUAAUAUUCCAUUAAUUUUUGUGUCUGUUGUCUUCCAUUGUUACUAACCAUAAAAACAAGGCCACUACAUUCAUAAAUAUUACUAGUUUACCAAAAACUACCAGAAUCAAAGGUUGCCAUAUCAAAUUAUAUAUAAUCUCAAACAAGGUACAAUAGUUGGACUAGUUUUUCCCAGUGCAAAUCUUCUUGGUUGUAUUUUGUGGAUUUUCUCUCCUUCCCACCCCACUGGGGCACAUUUAUCAUCAGUUUUCGCCUGAAUAUAUAUGUGGCCUUGUUCUUCAUUUCAGUAUUUAUGGGCUUUAAAAAUGUUGCUGGAGGAAUGUGAUUGAGGUUACGUGUCACUGCCUGCCAUAUCGUUGUUGUUUCCUCUCCUUUUUCAUUUUUCCCCUCUUCUUUUUCUCUUUUUUUUGUCCUCAGUCGAUUUCUUUACUCCUCUGUUGGCUAUGUUAGACUUUGCCGUACACCCAGAAGCUUUCCUUCCUAAAAUGAAAAAUAUAAAAUGGAAAAAAAAUUGGCUUAUUUUUCACUGUAGUUAGUCUUUUAUACAAUAAUCUUGUAAGAAAAUCUCUUAAAUUCUAAAUAUUACUCUUUCUAGAUUUUUGAAAUCGAAAGUUUUCAGUAAAAAGUUUCUUACUUUAUUUUACUAUAUUAGGUAGUAAAAAGUGUAAGGUUAUUUACUGUAACCUGACCAUUAUCAGAAAUUUGCAAAUGGCAUCCUAAGAACAUAGUAGGAUCAUAGCUGGCAGUCUAGUGAGUAUGGGAUAUUGUACGAGCUCAAUGUACCAGAGGGUGUGCUUCUCAUUUUGUCUCCAGUCUCCAUUGUGGGUCGAUGACAGACUUGUACCUGUGUCAAAAUUCAAGGUAUUGUUGAUGCACAUCAAAAACCAGCAGCAAGAAGUUGAUUUUUUCUGUCUCUGUAACAGAAAACACAACAUGUAUAUAACAUUUAUGUAGCAAUAAAUGUGCCAUCUUUUUUUCUAACAA
Molecule: messenger RNA, 4910 nt
Organism: Anguilla rostrata (American eel)
Lineage: Eukaryota; Metazoa; Chordata; Actinopteri; Anguilliformes; Anguillidae
Product: transcription factor 12-like
Exons: 20
Coding region: 208-2265 (685 amino acids)
Biological process (GO): regulation of transcription by RNA polymerase II
Cellular component (GO): chromatin; transcription regulator complex
Molecular function (GO): protein dimerization activity; DNA-binding transcription factor activity, RNA polymerase II-specific; RNA polymerase II cis-regulatory region sequence-specific DNA binding
Source: RefSeq, a predicted model, not a curated record